Messenger RNA from Suillus discolor, 969 nucleotides. RefSeq lists its product as uncharacterized. The transcript has 13 exons. The record is from RefSeq and is a predicted model, not a curated record. The coding region runs from base 1 to 969 and encodes 322 amino acids. Lineage: Eukaryota; Fungi; Basidiomycota; Agaricomycetes; Boletales; Suillaceae.
AUGGAGGAACCUUUUGAGCCAUUGCCAGAGCUUCAUCACCACCUGUUUCUCAGCGAUCAUUCCGGUGAUCCUGCAGUCAAGGACUUCGUCCCUAAACUCAAAAACCAUUUACUGUCUCACAUACUUGGUUUCAAGUAUGAUGGUAAUGAGUGCCAGUUCUCUGACUCAGAGAGAAACAAUCUAUGCUUCAUCAACAACCUUUCUCGGGACCAGGAUUCCAUGUGGCCAGGACAUAACUGCACUGUUAUGACCUUGGCUAGGGAAGAAGGUGAACACACCCAUCUUUUUUGGUGCUACAUACAGGGCCACAAGCUCAAAACUGUUCCUCUCAAACUUUGGAGGUUCUCUAGUUGUCACCUUAUUCCAGCCUUUGCGGAGGGUCGUUCAGAUGCUCUUCUCAGCCGUGGCAAUCUAUACCUCAUGCUGGACCUCCUUGGAGAGUAUGACUGGAGGACUUCCUUAUAUGAUGAGGAUGAUGACCUGCAAUACUUGGAAGACAAUCUAGGGAGGAAAAAACUUAUCAGCCAUUUCAGCAACUGCUUUGCUGGGUCCCAUGCAUCCACAGCCUCAUCUCAUCUCAAAGCAAUGGACAUCAACUCAAUGUCAUUUAUCAGAAGUACACUCAACAUGAUGGAUAUUGACAGAGACUCAGAAAAUACUAUGGACAUCAUUUAUCAAGCCAAAGAUGAUCAUUUGAAGGGAGACAACGAAAGUCUCAUGGAUGUCAAUAACACUCAGAUCGGUCAAGACAAUGAAGAUCUUAUGGAUAUUAAUAACACUACUGGUCAAGACAAUGAAAGUCUUAUGGAUGUCGACUCGAAUAACACUCAGAUCGAUCAAGAAGUGGGAGACAAUGAAGAUCCAAUGGACGUCGAUGACAUUCAGACCGUUUAUUGCUGCCAUGAAUGCAGGCAGCAUUUGCACGAAUUCUAUCAGACCAUGAUAUACAAGAACUCGCCUUUGGUAUGA